This is a messenger RNA of Silurus meridionalis, 934 nucleotides long. RefSeq names its product DnaJ (Hsp40) homolog, subfamily C, member 15 (gene dnajc15). Bases 53 to 505 code for a protein of 150 amino acids. Lineage: Eukaryota; Metazoa; Chordata; Actinopteri; Siluriformes; Siluridae. The transcript is spliced from 6 exons. Gene Ontology annotation, biological process: protein import into mitochondrial matrix. Gene Ontology annotation, cellular component: PAM complex, Tim23 associated import motor. Gene Ontology annotation, molecular function: ATPase activator activity. The record is from RefSeq and is a predicted model, not a curated record.
AUUCGCGUUUGUCCUUAACGGCGAGCCGUAGUGUUUCUUCACCGUGGUAAACAUGGCGCGUACAGGCGGUCAUAUAGCAGCGGACAGUGACCUUCUGAGACAUGCUGAAUAUACAACCACCUCUAACCAGCGGAGUGAAGCAGAUAUUGACAAGCGGAUUGGCAGCACGCUGAUUGCAGUUGGACUCGGUGUUGCUGCAGCAGGACUCGCAGGUCGAUAUGCUUUCCACUUAUGGAAACCACUUGGUCAAGUUCUUACAGAAACUGCCAAUAAGUUUCCCUCUUCGGCAUUCUCGGCUUAUUACAAAGGUGGAUUUGAGCAGAAGAUGACGAAGCGGGAAGCCAGUCUCGUUCUAGGGAUCAGUCCCACGAGCGCCAAGGCAAAGGUGCGAGAAGCCCAUCGGAGGAUCAUGGUCCUAAAUCAUCCAGAUAAAGGUGGAUCUCCAUAUUUAGCAGCGAAGAUCAAUGAAGCAAAAGAUCUGUUCGAGUCUGGCCAUCGGAGUUAACCGUCUGCGCUCUUCAAUGCAUCGUUCACUCAGCCAUUUUCUUUUCACUUCCAACCUCUGUUUGCUGUUCCUCCUAAACCACCAGAGCUCCCACUGACCAGUAUCCUCUCAUCUGUGCCGACAUGCUCUGACCCACCCAACUCAGAGACUCUGCAUUGAAGUCUACGCAGACCUGAACUUUAACCGAUAUCACUCAGAAUCAGGCAUCAGACCCGGGUCUUUAAUGUUGAUGGACACAUGUUGUUUAUAGGAAGCAUUCAUGUUUAUUGACAUCAUUAUUAAAGCUGCACUGUAAAUGUUUUACGUUUAUAAUCUGUCUGCUGUAAAACCAUCACUUUAGUUUGUCUUUUGCAAAAGUGUGCAUGCCAGAUGCACUAAUGCCUGUAAAAUAUUAUUUAUAAAUAUAGAAUAAAUUAAUAGUAUCUUUAA